AUGGAAGAAUCCACUGAUAACAAUAAUUCAUCUUCUGUGUCGUCUGAUAAAGUAGAAAUUUAUCACGCAAACCAGUCGCCCUACUGGCCAACAGUUGCCUUAUCACAGUCUGACCAGACCGUACCGUUCUCUGCCACGGCCGACACGGGCCCAGAUGACGGCGUGGGGCCGGCCGUGGCCGCUCUCUUCAUCGUGGCUGAGAUCGCCGGCGCUGGUAUCCUGAAUCUGCCAUACGCCGUCGCUGAAACUGGUUGGUCUGGACUCGCAUUGCUGAUCGUUCUGGCGGUGAUGGUGACGUUCUCUGGGACGCGGUUAAGCCAGAGUUGGUUGAUACUGGAGCAGCUGUGGCCGCAGUACCGAACUGUCAACCGAGCUCCGUAUCAGAACAUCGCCUAUCGCGCUUUCGGAAAAUGGUGCAUGCGGCUGUUGGAAGCAAGUUUCCAAGUCACUUUGCUUGGCGCUGGCGUCGUCUAUCUCCUGGUAAUCGCUGGGUUUGUCUCUGAUCUCUGGAAUGAAAUCGGCCAUGGAAUUCCAGAAAUUACGUUUUGCGAGGCCGUGCUGAUGCUAGGAAUAAUACUUACCCCUGUUACGUGGUUGGGGUCUCCGAAAGAUUUCUGGUGGUCAUCUCUGGUAGCUGUGGGUACUACCAUGGCUACGUUGGUUGUCAUUGUAGUUCAAGUCGUAAAGGCUGCCCCCACCACCAACCCCGUGUACACGACACCCACCCUCCAGAGUUUCUCCUUAGGUUUUGGUUCAAUUUUGUUUUCAUUGGGAGGAGCAUCUAUGUUUCCUGCCAUUCAGAACGACAUGAAAAACCGAGAGAAGUUCUCGUUGAGCGUCAUCACAGGGUUCGUUAUUCUGGACGUGAUGUAUAUGGCUGUGUCAGCGACCUGCUACUCCAUCCUGGGCAGCGACGUGCCUACGAAUAUUCUGGACGUUGUAACGGGCCCGGCUGGCACCGUUGUGACGGUUCUGCUGCUCGGGCAUUUCUUAUUUGCCUUCGUGAUCACCGUAAACCCAUCCAUGCAGAGCCUUGAGGAACUUCUUGGGGUAGCACACCGUUUUGGAUUACACCGCGUUAUCCUCCGCAGCGUAGUCAUGGCAGGAGUGACUCUAACAGCUCUACUCAUCCCGAACUUCAGUCAACUUCUCUCUCUGCUCGGCGGAGCCACCGUAUCCAUGAUGUCUUUCAUCUGCCCGCCUGUCUUUUACUGGAGACUUUGCUCUUUCACUGAUCCUGUCACUGAGCAAAAAGUCAGGACAGUUUCUAUUUUACAGAAGCUGGCACUCAGUGGCAUCGUGAUGCUGGGUGUAGUUGGUGGCACUGCUGCCACCUACAGUGCCAUAAGCGCCAUCAUUGGUGGCAGUAAUUUCAAUACAACUUGUUUCACGGCAAGUUCGUUUCUGGGCGCUAAUAACUAAUGCAAUGGUUUACAUUUCUUUUGAAUUAAUA
Messenger RNA from Hyalella azteca, 1453 nucleotides. Its product is annotated as amino acid transporter AVT3B. Lineage: Eukaryota; Metazoa; Arthropoda; Malacostraca; Amphipoda; Hyalellidae. Gene Ontology annotation, cellular component: vacuolar membrane. Gene Ontology annotation, biological process: L-alanine transport; amino acid transmembrane transport. Bases 1 to 1422 code for a protein of 473 amino acids. The record is from RefSeq and is a predicted model, not a curated record. Gene Ontology annotation, molecular function: L-alanine transmembrane transporter activity; L-proline transmembrane transporter activity. The transcript has 8 exons.